This is a messenger RNA of Micropterus dolomieu (smallmouth bass), 3595 nucleotides long. RefSeq names its product phosphatidylethanolamine-binding protein 4. The record is from RefSeq and is a predicted model, not a curated record. The transcript is spliced from 6 exons. Bases 16 to 636 code for a protein of 206 amino acids. Lineage: Eukaryota; Metazoa; Chordata; Actinopteri; Centrarchiformes; Centrarchidae.
UUUUUUAAAUGUCAUAUGAAACUUUUGCAGCCUCAUAGGUCAGUAGGAUCCUGCCCUGCGCAGAGGCAGCAGCGACAUCUGCGCCUGAACCAGAAGGACAAGAAACCUGCAGCAAAACACAAGUGGACAACUUCCCGAGAGAUGGCUGUGCCGGCACCGUUUCUGGUGUUAUGUGCUUGUGUUUUGGGGUUUUACCAUGUGGAAGCAACACCAGACACCCUGAGCUCUCUGGAUUUGUCCUUCUGUCACGGCGGACUAGAGGUGAUCUAUCCAGAACUGCUCAUUGAUGAAUGCCUCAUUAUUCCAAAGGACCUGAAACUCAGAGAAAUGAUCAGCACCGUUUGGAAAGCCCCCCAGAUUUACUUCUCUGGAGCACACAAGGGCAAUGCACUCAAGAAAGGACACAUACAAGGGACGACCCUCACUGACUAUUCUCCUCCAAGCCCACCACAGAAGUCUGGUUUUCACCGCUACCAGUUCAUGUUGUUUGAGCAGCAACCAGAGAAACCAGUGUCACUCGCCGAGCAGGAGGAGAAGUCCCGCGGCAAAUGGGAUCUUCAGGCCUUCAUCACAAAGUUUGAUCUAGGAGAGCCUGUGGCCAGUCUACAGUUUCUCACCCAAAACUACAAAGACUGAAGGAUUCUCAGAUGCCUGAAAGAUGCUGUGGAAGUAGAAUUCUUCAGUACAAUCAUAGAAAAUAAGAUGUUUCCCCACUUUCCCUGAAUUAAACAAAAAAAAUUCUUCAAAGCUUGCAACAGGUCAGCCCUCUUUGCCUCUAUCUUAUCGUAGAGUUAGAAAGAGAUUUCCUCUUUGUGUUUCACCAGCUGCUAGGUUUUGAUGUUGCCCUGUAUCUCUGUCACGUGGUCUGGAGCGAAGGAUUUGGGAGAUAGAUUUUGACCUCACUGGGGAUUUCUUAUUAGUUUCCGAACACUGUUGGCAAGAGAAGGAAGACGGCCUGAUAUCACAACUCGGUGUGGAAAGAGUUGAUUCUAAUUCAGGGGCGGAAACACGUCAGGGCCAAAAAAAGGAAGUGGGAGGUGAAACCGAGACCGCAACACAGCCGGAUGCCGCAGUGGAACUUGAACCAAAAUACUCUGCAGAGUGACAGGGCAGGGGGAGGGACUGCAGGGCCUGUGGUGUAUUGGGUGAAGGGAACUUACUGUUUGUGUGAUUGUUUAUCAUAUUUCCAUUGACCACUCUCACCUCAAUUGGAAACACUGAGUUGCUUUCAGGUCCUUGAUUGAUUUUUUUUUUUUUUUUUUUUUAAGCUCAAACACAUGUUGAAGUGUCCUUGAAUGUAACUUUGGGACAAUGAACCUAUUUUGAACUUUGGACAGUUGCUUUAGAGGCCCACCUGGAAGGUGUGUAGAGGAUGAUGUGGAUAAACUUUUCAACCCUUUCACGAGGAGAUACUUUUCAGACUUCAUGGGUCUUUGUAGAGGGUGGGUCAGAGUACUCCCAAUGAGGAAUAUUGGUUUCGAACCAGAAACUGUCCUCCGGGAGGGGAUUGUAUCAAUACCCCAGAUGUCAGAAAAAGGCUGGAUUUAUACGAAGGACUUUGAUGUUCUGAUGAUCAAUCUUUAGUUGGUGGAUUCAUUGACCCCAAUUUGGUGUCUCAUCAGUGGGCUCGGCAGGAGUAGGUAAUGGAGGUUUUUGUUCCUUUGGUGGUUAAGCCAGCCUUGGUAAACCCCUAUGUGCCCCCUCAAUGAACUCUGGGAGAUCAUUGAUCAAAUUGUCCUGCAUCUGCUUUGUUUGCUUAGCAGUCGACUUAGCAGUCAAAGCAGCUGUGUCCACAAACAAAACAACCAAAACAAUGCACAUAAGCACAGUUAGUCAGACAGUCCAUUGCUUUUGAACCAAUGUUAAGUACCCGUCAGUUGGAAUAUCACUCUUGACCUUGAUUUACCCAUCUUAUUUGACUUAUGAAAUCACAUUUUUAACAAUUGGCAAGUGCAGUAUAAUUCCACACUCAUUGUGAAGCAUGCCAAGUGGGAGAGCAUUCUUCCAAAAAAACCACCUACUUGAAUCCAUCAGUACACCAUUGAAAUGCCAAGAUUUGUUCUUCCAAAUACACUGUGCAUUUUUUCUUUCCUUUAUAUCUUGGAGAUAUCCUGCCAAAACAGCUGGGUUUUGCCACUCAGCUUCCUUGAAUGUGUUUAUUUUUACUCCAAAUGUCAGGAGAGUUGAAAUAUUCUGAUUAAGAAAAACUGACAGCUGUAGUUCUACAGUGCACAGUAUAUUGCGUUCUCUGAAAAAAGGCACUUCUUACAUCCCCUGAUGAUAUGGGAAAGGCAUUUAAUAUCUUCUUAAUGUAUUCAAACUUACAUUAAUUAAAAGGAAUUUGUAUAAUCAAUUCAAUUGCCUAACCGGCACUAAGUGAUCUAAUAUGCAUGAUGACUUGAGUCUCCAUUCUUCUUUUCUCUCUGUUUCUGAAGUAGUGCAGGCGAUUUAUUUCACUGGAGAUUUUAUGGAGUUCAUCACUUGUUGUGAGCAGUGGCAAAAUGGAUUUGAGUGUGACAUCUGUUCAAUGCAUGUGAACAGUAUGGUCUGCUGACCACUUUGCACCUUUAUUUUCAGUGUGUUUGACCCCUACAGACUGAUUUUGUUGCUGCAAAUCUGACUGAAGAGAUUCAGUGCGGUUUAGUCCACCUGAAGAUUUGAAUCCUGCCUCUGCAGCAUAUUCACGUGUACAGUAUAUCCUUACUUUUAGGCUCUGUUAUACACAAAAUAAACACAAAGUCAAACUGUGCACAUAUGGUAAAUGGCCGGUACUUGUAUUGUUGGCAGAGGCUAAGUUGUCAACUCCUACACAUAAACUGAUCAUUCACACACACAGCAAUUUGGGGUUCAUUAUCUUGCCCAGGUCCGAGGACUGGGUACAAGCAUGAUGUUCAAUUUGAACUACUGUAUUGCAAACUUCUGGACUUACUAGGAAACUAAAUAAACAUACCUUCAUUGAUACAAGUUGCAGUUUUCAUCCAUGUCUGUCCAGACUCAUAUAACAUAUGUAGUGAAUACUGGCUAAAUGGAAUUUAUCACCAUAUUGAUUAUAGAUAUGAUUCUACUGAAUAUAAGUUUGUUGAAUUGAUGAAUGAGCAAUUAUUUGUAUUAUUAUAGAUUUAUUGGCUAAAUAGAUUGAUUACUAUGUGAAGAUGGAUUCUUAUAGAGUAUAGCUUCUCAAAAUGCGGUGUUUUGUUUUCUCCUGGCAUUAUUAGAUGCAAAGCCUCUCUAUGAGCUGUACAUUGUUUGCGGUCAUGUGAUUCCAAUGAUCCUCAAAAUGCAGAAUUGAUGAAAUGGAGGAAACUCUGUACUGUGCUAGGUGUUGUUUACUUGUUGUAUAGUCCCAGUCAGACAUGUGUGUGAAAUCUGGAAUGGCCCAAUUCAUUCAUUCAUUAAAUUAACUAAAAACCCAUUUUGUAUUACUUUUGAGUCAAAAGUGUCCAACCAACUGUGAAAUAUGGUCACAAUCUUCCCUUCAGUUCCUGAGCUAUGGCCAAAAAGUUUUUUUUGUUUUGGUUUUUUUUUCUUUUCAUAUUAUGAAGUUGGCCUUUUGGGUAAAAAUUGUUGUCUCCCAAUAAACAUCUGUGUGAAAUUA